GCGGACCGCGGCGCCGGGAGGUGGGAGGGGACCGGGCGGGGAGGAGAACGACAGAGAAACGCUGUGGCAGCGGCGGCGACGUGCGCGCCCAGCCCACUCCCCGCGCCCGCCGCCCGGACAAUAAACAGCCGCGCGCGGAGCAAUGCCAGGGCGGGUGCCGUCGCCCCCGCGCCGCGCUGCCCAGGCCCCCAGGCCUUAGCCCGCGGAUCCCCAGCACCCCCGCCCGCGCCAUCCCCCGCCCAGCAUCACGGACCCACCCGGACCUCAGCGGGGAAAUGGAGGUCCUGGUGACAGAGACCACAUCCCAGCAGGAGCGGCUACAGGCCAUUGCAGAGAAGCGGAAGAGGCAGGCGGAGAUGGACAGCAAGCGGCGGCAGCUAGAGGAUGACCGACGGCAGCUGCAGCACCUGAAGUCCAAGGCAUUGCGGGAACGCUGGCUGCUGGAGGGGACGCCGUCCUCCACGUCAGAGGGGGAUGAGGACAUGAGAAGACAGAUGCAAGAGGAUGAGCAGAAGGCCCGGGUCCUGGAGGAGUCCAUCUCCAGGCUGGAGAAGGAAAUUGAGGUGCUAGAGAAGGCAGACGUGUCCCCAGCCACCAACAAGGAGAACAUGGCAACCCCGAGCCCGGCCAAGGAGGCCCAGAAGGCAGAGAUGGUACUGAAUUCUCGUCAGACUCCCGUGGGCACGCCCAAAGAGAAGCAUGUCCCCAACACCCCCAUGACGAUGGUCGAAGGCUCCACCAUGAUGAAGGCAGCCAUGUACUCGGUCGAGAUCACAGUGGAGAAGGACAAGGUGACCGGGGAGACGCGGGUGCUGUCCAGCACGACCGUGCUCCCUCGGGAGCCGCUCCCUCAGGGCGUCAAAGUCUACGAGGACGAGACCAAAGUGGUCCACGCUGUGGACGGCACUGCGGUGAAUGGGAUCCAGCCCCUGAGCUCCUCCGAGGUGGACGAACUCAUCCACAAAGCGGACGAGAUCACGCUGAGCGAGGCAGGGCCCGUGGCCAGGGCAGCGGAGACCCGGGGGUUGUCCGAGGAGGCCGUGCGGACCACCACGCCCUCCCGGCGGGAGAUCACCGGGGUGCAGGCGCAGCCAGGUGAGGCCACGUCAGGCCCGCCGGGCGUCCAUCCUGGCCAGGAGCCCCCGGUCACCAUGAUCUUCAUGGGCUACCAGAAUGUGGAGGACGAGGCCGAGACCCAGAAGGUGCUGGGGCUACAGGACACCAUCACCGCAGAGCUGGUGGUCAUCGAGGACGCAGCUGAGCCGAAGGCGGAUGCCCCGCCCAACGGCAGCGCGGCUGAGCCCCCUGCCACUUCGGGCUCCAGGGAAGAGAACCAGGUGGGGCCUGAGGCUCCCGCCAGCGACACCCAGGACCUCGACAUGAAGAAGCAGCGCUGUAAAUGUUGCUCGGUCAUGUGAUACGCCUGCCCCCAGUCCCAGGCCCCGCCCUUCAUGCCACAGACACCCGCAGCCCAGCAGCGCCUGCCCUCCCUCCACCCACAAUCACGGGCCCUAGGACACGCUGUGUUGUCACAUCUUCCUUCUGAGUUUUCUUUCACUGGAAAGAGAGGGACAGGGGUCCCCCACCCGUCACCACCCCACCAUACCCUAAACCACUGAGCCAUGCACCUGGUAGGAGAGAGACAUGGACAGUCCCACUUUUCCCAAGAGGAGGCCCACCUGCCAUGUCCCGGCAGCUCCACAGAUAGGCUCUCCCCACAGUGGUCCUGGCUGAUGGAACCCGGGGCCUCUGUCCAGCCCCAGGCCAGCCCGCCACCUUUGGGCCUCCUGCCUGUGCCUUCCCGCGACCUCCAAUGAGGUCCCCAAGGGGACGUCCUGCCAUAGAGGGCCUGAGGAGCCGAGGGGUCCUGGGGGCCUACUCUGUCCCUGCUCAGCCCCUGGAAGUGGGGUUCCCCAGCCAAGGCUCUGGCAGCCGGAUCUCAGGCAGUUGGGGUGAGGCUGUGCCUCAUUGGGUAGCCUCAGACAGAGACCUGGCUCUAGGUCUUGGAGUGGAGAAUAGGCCCCUGGGGGCACCCCCAGCCUGAUGUGCCCCCACCUCUAUGCUCUCUGUGGGCGCUGUCAGUGGAUGAUGGAGCCUGGGAAGAGGGAGCCCCGGGGGGCAUGACCCCAGCCAGGAGGGUUCCGUGACCACUGCACUGUCUUCUGGACAGCGCAGGGAGGGUCUUCAAGCUGCCCCUGCAUGAGGUGGGGCCAUGCAAACCUCUUCUCACCCUGAGCUCCCACACCCACUGGGCCCUCCUUCCUGGUGCUAAUGUGGUGAUUCUGGGGGGGCUGCCCCUGCAUCUCCUCCAACCAGCUUGGACCAGGGUCCUGUUUCUGCACCCUCCCACACACUUCAAACCCCGGAGAUCGGUUGGGCCCACUGCCAGCUCUCCUGGGCUGCUGAGGGGGCAGGCUGGAGCAGGGAGCUUUCCUGAGUUGCAGCGGGAGACCCUCACUGGCCUCCCAGCCCCAUGGGAGCCUAUCCUCCCUCUCCCUGGAAGGGUGAAGGGCUUCCCUUCUGGGAUGUGCACACAUGUCUCCCAGGUCGCAGGCGCAUUCAUGCCCACACAGACCCUCUCCUGUGCGAGCUGUGGGACCACCAGGCCCCCCACCUGGUGACUAGGCCCAGACUGCCCCCACCUCAGCACGGGGGGGCGGGGCGCAGGGGCUGCCUCCGGGGCCCAGGCCCAUCUCAGCUCUGCCCCUUGGUGGUGGGAGAAGAGGUCCUCUCUGAAGUGGACCCGGGCAGCGGUGUGGACCCCUUCCCUCCAGUCACUGAGUCCUCGAGCUGCGAGCCUCCGCUGAAGUGCCCUUGCUGCCCUUCUGCUUUUGAUGUGUGACAGGCCCUGUGUUCUUGACUUUCCCAGAGAAGCGAAUAAACCGUGUGA
This is a messenger RNA of Rhinolophus ferrumequinum (greater horseshoe bat), 2890 nucleotides long. RefSeq names its product paralemmin (gene PALM). The record is from RefSeq and is a predicted model, not a curated record. NCBI's taxonomy places the organism in Eukaryota, Metazoa, Chordata, Mammalia, Chiroptera, Rhinolophidae. Bases 276 to 1418 code for a protein of 380 amino acids. Gene Ontology annotation, biological process: negative regulation of adenylate cyclase activity; regulation of cell shape; positive regulation of filopodium assembly. The transcript has 9 exons. Gene Ontology annotation, cellular component: membrane.